AUGAUUGGUCAGACGGGAAGCACAGGUGAAAGAGGUGAUACAGGUACAACAGGCAACACUGGCAGUUCCGGAGCAACUGGGUCAACUGGGCCACAAGGUUCCCAAGGAUUUCAAGGAGCUUCAGGCUCUACCGGUGGAACCGGCUCAACGGGUCCGGCUGGGUUUACCGGUAAUCCAGGUAAUCCGGGUUUAACUGGGAUUCCGGGUCAACCUGGUUCUACUGGAAUGAAAGGACCUCAAGGAGAUCAAGGUUUACCAGGUUGGACCGGUCAGAGUGGAUCACCUGGAUCUUUAGGAGCCCAAGGAUUUACAGGGGCGACAGGUGCCACUGGAGCAUUUGGUUUACCGGGACCACUUGGUUUUACUGGACCAUCUGGUCAAAAAGGUACUCCAGGAACUGUGGGAGCUUCUGGUGGCGUUGGACCUCAGGGGGCUACUGGACCACAAGGUUUACCUGGGUUUCCAGGUCCAAAUGCUGGUCCUGGACAAAUGGGUCAACCUGGACCGCAAGGAGAUACCGGGACUCCUGGAAAUACUGGUCAACCUGGCUCACGAGGCCAGCCUGGUAACCCUGGAUUAACUGGCCAACCUGGGCAAUUUGGAUUUCCUGGUGCUACAGGGGUCACAGGUGAUAGGGGUGCAGUUGGAGCUACAGGAGCUUCUGGUGCCACUGGCGGAUCCGGAAGUCCAGGGGGUGUUGGUCAAACAGGUUCAACAGGAGGAACUGGUUUUAGCGGUCCGAUGGGAAACCCAGGUAUUUUCUAA
Molecule: messenger RNA, 765 nt
Organism: Helobdella robusta
Lineage: Eukaryota; Metazoa; Annelida; Clitellata; Rhynchobdellida; Glossiphoniidae
Exons: 1
Coding region: 1-765 (254 amino acids)
Source: RefSeq, a predicted model, not a curated record